AGCAGCCGCCCUGCUUGGAGCUGGACAGCGAUUUCUCGCCGUCCCCGCUUUCGGGCCCCUUCGCCGUGAGUGAAUUCUUGUUAUGGCAAUGCAAGUAUUGGGGCAAUCUGGUGGCAACAGCCUAUUUUCUAGCAAUACUAACCUUAACAUGGCACUGCCAAAUGACAUGUAUGACUUUUCUGAACUUUCCAAAGCUGAACUGGCAGCACCUCAACUUAUUAUGCUGGCAAAUGUGGCUCUGACAGGAGAAGUUAAUGGCAACUGUUGUGAUUAUAUGGUUGAUGAAGAAAGGCAAAUGGCUGAACUGACAACGGUGGGUAACACCAAUUUUUCAGACAGUGAUGGAGAAGGAAUAGAUGAUUCACAAGGAACAGAGAAUGACCCUGAAGGAAUAGAAGAUAUGGAUAUAGACCUUAUCUCUCCUGAAGUUCAUAAUGCAGAAACAACUGGACUAUCGGAGUCUACUGUUCCUCACUCUUGCAAUCAAGAAAAAGUCUUUUCAUUGGAAGCGCCAGAUGCUGCGGAGAGCAUAGAUGACAAAUGUAAGGGUUUGAAGAACAAACCAUUUCGUUGCAAGCCAUGCCAGUAUGAGGCAGAGUCUGAGAAAGAGUUUGUCCAUCAUAUUCGGGUACACAGUGCCAAAAGAUUCAUUGUAGAAGAAAAAGCUGAGAAACAUGGUCAGGUUAAAGAAACUGACUCUAGCACUACAGAGGAGGUUGAUUUUUCUAAGGGGCCUAUAAGAUGUGAUCGCUGUGGCUAUAACACUAACAGGUAUGAUCAUUAUCUGGCUCACUUGAAGCACCACAACAAAGCAGGAGAAAAUGAGAGAGUCUACAAAUGCACUAUCUGUACAUAUACAACAGUCAGUGAAUAUCAUUGGAAAAAGCAUCUACGAAAUCAUUUUCCACGAAAAGUAUAUACAUGCUCACAGUGCUCCUACUUUUCAGAUCGGAAGAAUAACUAUGUGCAGCAUAUUCGAACUCAUACAGGCGAGCGUCCCUAUCGAUGUUCCAUGUGCCCUUAUUCAAGUUCUCAGAAGACUCAUUUAACGAGACAUAUGCGUACUCNGAAGGGGGUGGGACCAGG
Molecule: messenger RNA, 1086 nt
Organism: Protobothrops mucrosquamatus (brown spotted pit viper)
Lineage: Eukaryota; Metazoa; Chordata; Lepidosauria; Squamata; Viperidae
Product: RE1-silencing transcription factor-like
Exons: 3
Biological process (GO): regulation of gene expression
Cellular component (GO): nucleus
Source: RefSeq, a predicted model, not a curated record